Molecule: messenger RNA, 820 nt
Organism: Tripterygium wilfordii
Lineage: Eukaryota; Viridiplantae; Streptophyta; Magnoliopsida; Celastrales; Celastraceae
Product: FCS-Like Zinc finger 15-like
Exons: 2
Coding region: 75-530 (151 amino acids)
Source: RefSeq, a predicted model, not a curated record
AAAUCUCUCGCUCAAAUCUCCACCACCACCGCCUCCGCCUCCUCCUCCGGAACCCACCGAGAGAGAAAUGAGAGAUGGUGGGUUUAAGCAUAGUUUUGGAGGCCCAAAAGGGUGUUAUUAACCACAAUAACAAGAAAAUCCCGCAAGUCAUCAACAAAACCACCAUGAUCAUCAACAACAAAAACAAACCCUCUUCUUCUUCUUCUUCUUCUUCAACUUCAAAGAGAUUGUCUCAGUCCUCUUCCUUCCCUGUACCUACUUUUCUUGAGCAUUGUUUUCUUUGCAGACAGAAGCUCUUGCCUGGAAAAGACAUCUACAUGUACAAAGGGGACAGGGCUUUUUGUAGCGUGGAGUGCCGGUGCAGGCAGAUAUUCAUGGACGAGGAAGAGAGUCUAAGUAAAAAAAACUGCUCAUUGGCUGCCAUGAAGCCCACCUCUGCAUCUGCUUCUGCUGCUGCUGCUGCUUCACCGUCUGGUUCUCGUCACGGCAACAAAGGGGCCAGAAACCGACCCGGUGGUUUUGCAUGCUGAGAGAGAGGGGGAGAGGGCAGAAACUGAACAUGGAAAUUGCUUUUGGCCCUUUGUGAAGUUUAUUCCAGUUUUACCCCUGUUUCUUUUUGUAAGGACUUGAAUGUCCUCUGCUAUUUUUGCCACCUUGAAUGAAGCGAGAGAGGCAUAGAACCUUUUGUCUCCCCCAAUUACUCUUGCCUGGCAUUUUGCGACGCUUGGAGGGUAUUUGUGGAAAGUUAUUAACACAGGCUUAAACAUGUUAGAAUUUAUGAGUUUAAGGCAUUAUGAGAGUUAUCAUUUUCUUGGUAUAA